This is a messenger RNA of Phytophthora nicotianae INRA-310, 333 nucleotides long. RefSeq lists its product as hypothetical. The record is from RefSeq and is a predicted model, not a curated record. The transcript is spliced from 6 exons. Bases 1 to 333 code for a protein of 110 amino acids. Lineage: Eukaryota; Oomycota; Peronosporomycetes; Peronosporales; Peronosporaceae.
AUGCAGACAGGCACCAACCACUGGUUAUUCUAUAUUAUUAUCCAAUCAAAAUGGGGCUCCCGCGAAGAAUGCGGGCGGGAGGCUCGAAUCGUGCUCCCGAAGCAGAAACCCGUCGUCGACUUUUUCGCAAUUUACAAUUUGCGCGAGAAGGCCACCGCCAUCACGGAGUGUACCAUGACCCUCGUCACGGUUAUUCGCACAGAUAUUUUCCAAUUGCCUACAUAUGACGAGCUGUUCAAUGUGCUUCGGGAAAAGUUCUGCGGAUUCGUCAGAGGUAUCGCUGUGACUGAGGGCAUCACAACCAAGAAUUUCGAUGGAAUUGCGCGAGCCUGA